Baudoinia panamericana UAMH 10762 is the source of this 367-nucleotide messenger RNA. RefSeq lists its product as uncharacterized. The record is from RefSeq and is a predicted model, not a curated record. NCBI's taxonomy places the organism in Eukaryota, Fungi, Ascomycota, Dothideomycetes, Mycosphaerellales, Teratosphaeriaceae. The transcript has a single exon. The coding region runs from base 174 to 359 and encodes 61 amino acids.
ACCAGCAUCACAUCCUACAAACUUCGCUUCGACUCCUCCAACAAACCAACGAGCGAUACGCGAAUGCUCGAGACAGGAGCAUCACCGCUUCAUGCAUAUUCCCGCUCACACCUUCCCGCCCAUUCGUCUCCGGUGUCUGACUAGCGGCGCCUUCCUCCCAGCGCCGCAGAGACAUGGCCCGGAACGCCCAGUCUAGCUACGGUCAAUCUUAUAUGCGUGCGUUUCGGCGACAUCAAACUAUGUCUAAGACUGAGCUCUCAGUUUCGGUGACGAUGCGUCGACGUUGUGUGAGACAGGAGGAGCACCUGCUCGCAAGCCCAGCAAGACUUCCGCUGGGCCACCACGCAAAUUCCGAAUGAAGUUUUCC